Molecule: messenger RNA, 318 nt
Organism: Paramecium sonneborni
Lineage: Eukaryota; Ciliophora; Oligohymenophorea; Peniculida; Parameciidae
Source: the annotation of a GenBank genome assembly
AUGUUAAAAAUUAAUUCAACUGCACUUUAUUCCUUAAAUUUUACUUUUGAAUUCAUAAACUAUUCAGAUUUUAUCCAUUAUAUUAAAUAAAUUUUGGUUCUGAAGAUAUUAAACCAUAAUAAUAUAUUAAAAAAGAAAGACAUCAAGUUUAAAAUCUCAAAUAAAUUUAAUCCUUUAAAACUUUAAAUAACUCUUAGAGUUCUUGAGUUAAAUUAACUCCAAAAUAUAUUAUUUUAUGAUCCCAAAUGGAAAGAUUAUGAUCCAUAAUUGGUUAUAUAGGAAACCUAAGAAUAUUUAGAAGAGAAUCAUGAUGAAUGA